AUUUCCAGAUGAUUUUCGCUCCUUUGUAGCUCCAUACAGUGAUGGAAGUUUCUGCGGGGUGUUUUUGCGGCCUCCGCCCCACAGCGCCCUCUGGCGGCCAGAACAAACUUUCUGGUACUUCCUGUUUGUCCUCCGCGGUCCUCCGGUCUCUGUCGGUCUUUGUUCUCUGGGGACACUCUGUCCUCUGGACCCGGUCCACCCGAACCUUCCCGCCUUUGUGAGCCGGACCGGGAGCGGAGGAGCCGGUGCUGGUCCGGUUCCGUCCAGAUGGAUUUUACUUAACGGUCCGGAACUCGAGGUUCGCUCUGCGGGGAACCGGGUCAAGGGGACGGAACCCUUUAACCCAGUUCGGUUCGGCUCCGUUCUGCAGAACGUCGGGCCUCUGUCGGACCGGAGAACUGGGCCGGACUGUUUGGAUCAGAGUUCCAGUGGGAAAAGUUCUGCUGCAGGUGAAUUGGACCGGUCGUCGGUUCGGCAGGCUGACUGGGUCCCGGAAACCAGGCUACAACCGGACCGGUUUGCCAGGCUGGGUUCCAGUUCGAGGUUCUGUUCCAUUGACUGGUUCGGUCUGGACUGGGACCCAGUAGAUGCACUUCCUGGGUCGAAGGUCAAGCUUGUCCUGAACUGAAAAAAACAGUUCAGGACAAGCUGAACUUUCAAAAGCUGUAUCCUAACUGAAAGGAGACUUUUUCAGUCUCCAAAUCAGGAUAAGUCAAACAUAGUUGGGUUUAGUCCAGGAUUUAGGAAGCUGGAACAGAACCAGGUUUGGUUCUGGUGUGAACCGGGUUCAUCCCAGUGUAAUAUGGGUUUGGUACCGGUGUAAACCGGUUUCAGUCCAGGUCUAAACCGGGUUUGGUUCUGGUCUCAAUUGGGACAAUCCCAGGUUUAACCUGGGUUUAACCUUGGAUUAGGCCGUUUGUGGCCCGGUUCGGUUCUGCUGUCCACCAGAACAUGGCAGAACUGGCGCAGACGUCGCCCUCGCUGUGCUGCUGCCGGAAGGCGCUGCCGGUGACCGGCGGCCGCUGCGCCGGCGAACCCAAGCCGCCCUCGGCCGGUCCGAGGCCCGGCGCCGCGCGCUGCCCCCUGGUGGACGUGGCGUCAGCCUCCAACUUCAGGAGCUUCCGGCUGCGGCACUUCCACCUGGACCUGCGGCUGAACUUUGCCGCAAAGGAGAUGAGCGGCUGGCUGGUUCUGGACCUGGUUCCGGUCCAGCUGGGGGUCAGCGCCCUCGUCCUGGACUCCCACCCGUCCCUGUUGAUCCACUCCAUAGACUGUAAGGUUCCUGGGGGCCCAGAGGAGCCGGCGUCCCUCACCUACCGGGUCGACCCGUUCACCGACUACGGAUCCUCGCUGGUCAUCAGCCUGCCGGCCGGAGCGCUGCGACCCGAACAGCUGAUCCAGGUGACCGUCCGCUACACGACCACGGACGGCCCGGCGAUCUGGUGGCUGGACUCGGAGCUGACCUGCGGUCAGUCCCGUCCUCUGGUCUUCACUCAGGGACACUCGGUGUGUAAUCGCUCCUUCUUCCCGUGUUUCGACACGCCGGCGGUGAAGAGCACCUACUCCGCCUCCAUCCAGGUUCCGGACGGCGUGACGGUUCUGAUGAGCGCGUCCCGGAGCUCUUACUCCGAACUGGACCGGAUCUUCCAGUUCUCCAUGGAGUUCCCGGUCCCGUCCUACCUGGUGGCGCUGGUGGCCGGAGAGCUGCAGCACGUGGACAUCGGGCCCAGGAGUCGUGUGUGGGCGGAGCCUUGCCUGCUGUCCUGCGCCGUGAAGAAGCUAGGGGGCAGUGUGGAGCGCUGGCUGGGCGUGGCAGAGGACCUGUUUGGCCCCUACCUGUGGGGCAGGUGUGACAUCGUCUUCCUGCCGCCGGCCUUCCCCAUCGUUGCCAUGGAGAACCCGUGCCUCACCUUCAUCAUCGCCUCCAUCCUGGAGAGCAGCGAGUUCCUGCUGAUCGACGUCAUCCACGAGAUCGCGCACGGCUGGUUCGGGAACGCCGUCACCAACGCCACCUGGGAGGAGAUGUGGCUGAGCGAAGGCCUGGCCACGUACGCGCAGCGCCGCAUCACCACGGAGGCGUACGGUGAGGCCUUCACCUGCCUAGAGACGGUGGUGCGACUGGACGCCCUGCACAGACAGCUGCGUCUCCUUGGAGACAACAGCCCUGUGAGCAAGCUGCAGGUCAAGUUUGAGCCAGGUGUGAACCCCAGCACGCUGAUGAACCUCUUCACCUAUGAGAAAGGCUUCUGCUUCGUGUCGUACCUGUCUGAGCUCAGCGGCGACGUCCGGCGCUUUGACAGCUUCCUCAAGGACUACAUCUCAGAGUUUAAGUUUCAGAGCGUUGUGACUCAGGACCUCAUCGCCUACUUCCUGCGGUAUUUCCCGGAGCUGCAGGACGCCGCCGUCUCCCAGAGGGAAGGCCUGGAGUUCGACCGCUGGCUGAGCGGUUGCGGCCCGCCGCCGUUUGAGCCUGACCUGUCAGCAGGGGGCGCUCUGAUCGGGCCGGUGCAGGAGCUGUGCGACCUGUGGAGAGGCGGCGACCCGCCCGACCAGCAGGCACUCGCGACCUUUGACCUGUUGGCCUGGAGCACCUUCCAGGUGGUUCUGUUCCUGGACCGGAUGCUGGACCACUCACCGCUGCCGCAGGACGUGAUGGCGAGUCUGUCCGCCUGCUACUCGGCGCUGUUCGACGGGCUGAACGCCGAGGUCCAGAUCCGCUGGCUGCAGAUGGUGGUGAGGAACACCUUCUACCCCGACCUGCCGCGGGUCCGAGCCUUCCUGCACAAACACACUUCCCGGAUGUACACCGUGCCGCUCUAUGAGGACCUGGUUUCCGGGGUGAUGAAGUGCGUUGCCGUGGAGAUCUUCUACCAGACGCAGCGCCGCCUGCAUCCCAACCUGCGACGGACGCUGCAGCUGAUCCUGUUCCCCAGCAGCUCGGCUCCAGCCAAUCACAGCGGCCCGGUUCCGCCCAUCCUGACUGGCUCCGCCCCCUCAGGCUCGCUGCAAAGCCCCGCUGCCACGGCAGCCGCCUCCGCCGCCGGGACAACGGCCGCCAUGGCGCUCAGGGACGUUAAUGUGUCGGCAUGACGGCCGUCCGGGCCCGACGGGUCAGAACCAGAACAGUUUCCUUCAUCAUGUCUGCAAACAGCAGAACAUUCUACAACUUCAUGGAACGAUGCGACAGAUUUCUCCUUGGUUUGAUGAAGCUGGACUGGAUUUUGAUCCAGAACCAGAACCGGACCCGAACACCGGAGCGGCCUUAUCGCCUCACUGUGAACAAACCCGCUAACUGGACCCGGUCCAGCCAGAACCUCAGGAACCUGCAGACCCUGAACGCAACGCCCUCUCUAAUUCAAAUGAAAUGAAACCCGAUCACAUGACCAAUAAUCUGUAUUGAUUAUCGACCAGCUCCACUCUGCAGACGGUUAAUUAUUCUAUUUAUUCUGUUUUCCUUUAUCAAAAUAAAAUAAAAAAAUCAUCUUAGGUUUUUUUUUAAAGAUAUUUUUAACUUUCAGAAAAAAUAUGUAUUUAUUUUGAAGGGAUCCUUUAAUUUACUGCUUUUAUUUUGAAGUCAGACCGGAAAUGGAAUGUCUGACAUGUUUAACGGGAUCUUUGAUGUCUGGAGAUUUUAUUAUUUAACACGCAGGAAGAUGGUGCCUUUGCUUUCACAAUAAAAGCCUUGAACCAUG
This is a messenger RNA of Poeciliopsis prolifica (blackstripe livebearer), 3692 nucleotides long. RefSeq names its product arginyl aminopeptidase like 1 (gene rnpepl1). The record is from RefSeq and is a predicted model, not a curated record. Gene Ontology annotation, biological process: proteolysis. Lineage: Eukaryota; Metazoa; Chordata; Actinopteri; Cyprinodontiformes; Poeciliidae. Gene Ontology annotation, molecular function: metalloaminopeptidase activity; zinc ion binding. The transcript has 11 exons. Bases 952 to 3090 code for a protein of 712 amino acids.